This is a messenger RNA of Candida albicans SC5314, 4278 nucleotides long. RefSeq names its product Tsm1p (gene TSM1). The transcript has a single exon. The record is from RefSeq and is a predicted model, not a curated record. Gene Ontology annotation, cellular component: transcription factor TFIID complex. Bases 1 to 4278 code for a protein of 1425 amino acids. Gene Ontology annotation, molecular function: RNA polymerase II general transcription initiation factor activity; transcription cis-regulatory region binding; chromatin binding. Gene Ontology annotation, biological process: transcription initiation at RNA polymerase II promoter. NCBI's taxonomy places the organism in Eukaryota, Fungi, Ascomycota, Pichiomycetes, Serinales, Debaryomycetaceae.
AUGCCGUCUGCAUCUAACCAUGGAACGCCAAGAAUGGUUGGUGGACUAAUAAAUACUCCACUUGCGAGACACAUUAAUGCAAAAAAAGUUGUUAACCCAGUGAUUCAAUCCUUUAAAGUUGCCCAUCAAAGAGUUAACAUCGAUAUUGACCUAUCUAGCAAUAGUAUUGAUGGGUUUACAGAAUUGACAGUCAUACCUACAUCGAAUAAACUUAAAGUGAUAAAGUUGGAUUGUCGUGAGAUGGAAAUAAAAGAUGUUUUGAUUAAUGGAAGUAGGUCAUUGAAUUAUGUAUAUGACGAUUUAUUAUACAUCAACAACCCCGAGUAUUUUGAGCACUGCAUCGACUCUAAAGUCAUAAAUGUUAUGGACUUGUACUCCGAUACAUUCAAUGUACAUCAGCACCAUCUAAUACGGUCUAAAUUGGAUUACAUCUUUAAGAAUCCCAAGCACGACGAAGAGAGUUUGGACUACAACACCCAGGAACUUAAGAUUCUUUUGCCAGACAAUAUGAAGUUUGAGUUGACCGAUAUCAAUUCUAUACAAACACCAAGCGGAACUAGUCAUCCAGGGACUACUACGCCCCUGCAUCUAAAAUCCAAGGGCACGGGAAACGAGUACUACUACACACCUAUACAGUUAAAGGUUGUUUACAAAGUCAAGAAUCCACAGAAUGGAGUCAAUUUUGUUACAAACGAAGACAUUGAAAAGAAGCUCUGGCAUGCAUAUACAACAAACUCCAACUACAACGUUUCCACGUCAUCAUGGGUCCCCUGCAUUGAUGAUUUGUCUAGCAGAUGCACAUGGUCGUUGGAAGUAAAUAUUCCGAGAACACUCAAAGACAUUGGAAAUCCACGAAUGAUAGGAUCCAAGGAAGCGUUAGAUUAUCAACAAAUGAGAAGAAAGCGAUCAGGCGAGGCUAUACAAAACUUUGCCCAGCAAAAUAAUGAUAGUGAUGAUGAUGAUGAUGAUGACGAGGAUAUUGGCAACUACGACAUGGUUGUUCCAUCUGGUGAUUUCAACAACGUCAAGGAAACGCCACACCCCAUUGAUUUGUCGAAAAAAGUUGUGUCGUGGUCUAUAUUCAAUCCUGUUUGUGCCCAUCAUGUAGGCUGGGCCGUGGGAUGUUUUGAAAGCUUUGUUCUUUCUGAUGAGUCAGCUGGGGCAAAAGAGGAUGAUGAGGAAGAUACGGUGCUAAGAGGUGACGAUGCUGAGAAUGUGAAUAAUCCAGUGACAAUCUAUUCACUUCCGGAGGACGUUGAGUGGGCAAAAAACACUAGUAUUAUCACCAACAAGGCGUUGGAUUUCUUUCUGAAAGAGUAUGGGUCGUUCCCAUUUAGUUCUUAUGCCAUAGUAUUUGUGCGGUACCUGCCGUGCCAAACCAGUAACUUUGCUGGACUCUCGGUAAUGUCAUCAAAGUUGUUGUACCCACCAGAUAUGAUUGAACCAAUGUUUACUGUAACUGAUAUACUAUUGAAAAGUAUAGCCACACAAUGGGCUGGCAUCAAUAUAUCGCCACAAACAUUCAAUGAUAUGUGGUGCACCAUCGGUAUUGCUGGGUUUAUGGCAAUCUCGUUUAUCAAAAAAUUGAUGGGUGCUAAUGAAUUUCGGUAUAGGCUACGCAAACAAAUGGAUAAGGUGGUAGCUGAGGAUGUGGGGCGACAUGCUAUUGCAUCCCAGCCAUUUAAGUACCCUGUUUCGGAAGACGAUUUAUCGUUUGUGUGGUUGAAAUCGCCCAUUGUUUUAUUUAUUCUUGAUAAUAGAAUGACAAAGACCGACAAGUCAUUUGGGUUGUCGAGGGUUUUGCCAAAGUUAUUUCUUCAGGCAAUGUCAGGAAGUUUACCCAACGGCACAUUGAACACAGAACAUUUCCGUUACGUCUGUGAAAAAGUGAAUCGAAACAAGUUGGAAAAUUUCUUCAAGCAAUGGGUGUUUGGUGCUGGGGCGCCUGUUUUCCGAAUCAGCCAAAGAUUUAACAAGAAAAAGGGGAUGAUUGAAAUGAAUAUCCGUCAGGUCCAGCACCAUGAAAGGACACCCAAGAAAUUGGAUAGUUCUAGUUUUAUUGGUGAUGCAGUUGCCUACUUGGACAACGAACCGCUACCACCGCAACAACAUGUGUUUACUGGCCCUAUGACUAUAAGAGUGCAUGAGUCUGAUGGGUCACCUUACGAGCAUAUUGUCGAGUUGAAAGAAGCAAACACCAAAUUGGAUAUUCAAUACAAUUCAAAGUUUAGAAAGAUUAAAAAGAAGGAUGAUGGAGUUGAUCCUGGUAUAGCGUUUAAUCAAUUUGGUGAUGUGUUACUAUCCCAUGCCGAGAUGCAAGAGUGGAAUUUACGUGAUUGGGAUAAAAGAGAUGAGGAAUCUUUGAGUAGUGAGCCAUUUGAAUGGAUCAGGGGCGAUGUGGAUUUCGAGUGGAUCGCUCGAAUCGACAUUAAGCAGCCGGAUUUUAUGUUUGGAUCGCAGUUGGUCUAUGAUCGAGACAUUGAAGCACAAUUAGAGGCUGUGCGGUAUUUUGGUGAGUUAGAGAAAACAAACACGACGUACUGUACAGCUUUAACGAGAACAUUAAUGGAUGACCGUUAUUUUUAUGGAGUUAGGAUUGCUGCUGCACAGGCUUUAGCUGAUUGUUCAAAUGAAGCAAACAAUUUUAUUGGUUUAGAGUACUUGCUCAAGGCAUUUGGCAAGUUGUAUUGUUUUGACGACAGCUUUAUUCCAAAAUCAAAUGAUUUUAGUGAUUUUAGGAGCUUUAUGUUGCAAAGUGCAUUCCCUCGAAUUUUGUGUGGCGUCAAAGAUAAUGACGGUAAAGUUCCCAAAAGGAUACAGAAUUUGUUGCUUAAUCUAGUGAAAUUCAAUGACAACUCGAUGAACGCGUUUGUCGAUAGUCUCUAUGUGAGCGAGUUGGUCGUUUCGCUAGUUACCAGUACUGUCAGUGGAUGGAGGAAUGACAUUGAAGAGUACAAUGAUACUGAAUUUGCUGGGAAAGUACUGUCCGAACUUUUUAGACUCCAAAAGUUGGAUCGUUGGAUACCGUCUUACCAAAACAUUAUUGAAGUAACAUGCAUACAGCAGAAUAUCCGAAUGGCUUUGGUUGGUGCUCGAAAAUUGUCGUUUGAAGAGUUGUUGUACAUGACAUUGGAUAAAUACCCCAUGGAGGCGAGGGUGGAAGCGUUUAGGGGUAUAUUGGAGUUGGGUGGAUUAAAAAACAAAAGCAUCUUACAGUACUUUCUUAAGGUUUGUUUGUUGAACUUUGAACGUCCACUAUACAGAAGCAAGUUGAUUGAGGCAUUGGUGAAGUCGGUGUCGUCAGUUGCAACUUACGGCGGUGUGUCUACUCUUGACGAUCCAGAAUUUCACACAAAAGUGGACACUAAUGUUAAAAGCUCCUCCAACCGUAUUAUUAUUGAUGAUGGAUCGCAAGAUAAUUUAGCGAUGAAAUCAAAGAGAGAUGAUAUGGCUCGUGCAAGUAUAAAGGGUGCCAUUGAGAUUUUGCGAAGAGACUUUUCUGAGGGCCAAGGUUUGCGUGAAACGUUGUGGGAGUUGCUUCACACAUCAUUGAUUGGUUUGCAUGAACGUAGAAGUAUCUUUUGUUUGUGCCAGGUGUUGUUCAAAGGGGUGGAUUCAUAUGUUGUGAAGUUGCCGGUUCCAAGUAUGCCAGUUGAAGAGUAUGUUCGGAAAAAGAUUGUUGCCAAAGUUUCGAACUAUCCAGGACAAGUGACAAUCAAACGAGAAGGAAGAUUCAAGAUACAGUUGGCUACUCGAAAGUCUGUAAUAGCCAAGGUGAAGCUGGAAACAGAACACAAGCCAUUGAAGAUAUCACUAAAGCCUGUUAUUGAGGCUAAACAGAAGGCUGCAUCAGCUGUGCAUGUUGAUCCGGUUAUUCCUACAAAGGUCACUUUUAAGUUGCCUGGCCAUAGACUAGCUGGUUUUGCGAAAAAAGUGGAACUAGAUGGAACGUUGGUGACUAUUAAACUUGGACGUGAUAUGAAAUCAAAAGUGGAUGCGUUGGCCCAUCGAUAUGUGAGAAUAAAUACAAAGAGGAGAAAAAUUGAGGUAUCAAAGGUUCCAUUUAUUGAAAAAGAAGAGGGGUCUAACACUUCUGGUAUAACUGAGGUAAGUCGGAAUACUGGAGAGAAAGAAGACGCAAAAAGUCCAUCUCCUAUUCUUGUCAAAAAGGAGAAAAAGAGACCUAAAGUUUACAUUCAUUUUGGUGGAAAUGUGAAAAAACCUGACCAAGGUAGUAGUAGUAGCAGCUCUAAAGAGGGUUCAACAGAAGUAGAAUGA